AAGAUGUCAGCUCUUCAGUAGGAAGCUCAGGGCUGCCCCCAGCGACCCCCAGCUGGCGGUAACCCCGCCUGUGUCUGGCUGGUCACCUUCCCAAUCUGUCACCCUCUUCUAUUGUUUUGGAUCCGGAAGCUUUGGCAAACCUUAACCAGAUGAGACCCUGGGGGGAGGCAACCCGGAGAGCCAGCCCAGCCUUUCACUCUCCAGCACCCCGGCCGGCCCUGACUUGUGCCACGGGGAUGUGCCUGAGCGUCAGGCUGCCGUGCUGAGGAGGGCCGGGGGUCCGGUCCUCCCCGCGGUGGCUGGGUCUUAGAGGUCGGGAGAAGCUGAGCUGAGAUUAGCUGGCGAGGAGGGGAGGCCGGGGAGCCGCAAGGCGCUGGAGACGCUGACGGUGACACAGAGCCAGCAUGCCGCUGCAGGAGGAGGCCCUGCGGGAGGUGUGGGCUUCGGACAGUGGCCAUGAAGAAGAGUGGCUGAGCCCGGAGCCCCCGCUGCGCCCCAAACAGCGACCCGCCCAGGGGCAGAAGUUGAGGAAGAAGAAGUCCGAUACCCCCGAGUCCCCUGGCUCCAAGCCCCGCAAAGCUGGGGGCGGGCGCAGGAAGCACGCGGAGCCGCCCGCGGACCCCGCCGAGCCCGCCGCGCCCACGGUCUACGACAAGUUCCUUCGGGACCCCGAGGCCAAGAAGCCGGACCCCCGGCAGACCUUCCUGGUUGCCCGUGCCCCGGAUGUGGGAGGCGAGGAAGAGGAUUCGGAGGACUCGGAUGACGAUGAGGAGGAGGAGGAAGAGGGGAAGAAAGAGAAAAGCUCUCUGGCCCCCAAGAAAGCACCCAAGGAGAGAGAGCGCAAAACCAAGGCCCUGGGCCCAAAGGGGGACCUAGGAAGCCCUGCUGUCUCUCGGAAACCACUGCAAACCAAGAAGAAGGCAGGGGAGGGGACCAAGCUGAGAAAGGCAAAGAAGAAAGGGGCUGGGGAGACUGACAAGGACCCCUCGGGGAGCCCAGCAGCCGUGAGGAAAAAGAUUCCAGCCGCCAUGUUCCUGGUCGGGGAAGGGGGCCUGCCUGAGAAGGGUGUGAAGAAGAAAGGGCCCCCCAAAGAGGAAAAGAAGAAGAAGGAGGAAGAGGAGGAGGAGGAAGAGGAAGAGGAGGAGGCGGCUGCCGAGAUGAAGAACAGCAACCAGAAGGGCAAGGCGAAAGGGAAAGUCAAAAAGAAAGUUAAGGAGGAGAGGGCCCCGUCGCCCCCUGUGGAAGUGGGUGAACCCCGGGAGUUUGUGCUGCAGCCAGCGCCCCAGGGCCGGGUGGUCCGCUGCCGGCUGACCCGGGACAAGAAGGGCAUGGACCGUGGCAUGUACCCAUCCUACUUCCUCCACCUGGACUCGGAGAAAAAGGUGUUCCUCCUGGCGGGCCGGAAACGCAAACGGAGUAAGACCGCCAACUACCUCAUCUCCAGUGACCCCACCAACCUGUCCAGGGGAGGAGAGAAUUUCAUCGGAAAGCUGAGGUCUAACCUCCUGGGCAACCGCUUCACGGUCUUUGACAACGGGCAGAACCCGCAGCGAGGCGGAGGUGUGGAUGUGGAGCGCCUGCGCCAGGAGCUGGCAGCUGUGGUCUACGAAACCAACGUUUUAGGCUUCCGAGGACCCCGUCGCAUGACCGUCAUCAUCCCUGGAAUGAACUCGGACAACGAGAGAGUCCCUAUCCGGCCCCGAAAUUCCAGCGACGGGCUGCUGGUGCGCUGGCAGAACAAGACACUGGAAAGCCUCAUUGAGCUGCACAACAAGCCCCCCAUCUGGAAUGAAGAGAGCGGCUCCUAUACCCUCAACUUCCAGGGCCGGGUCACCCAGGCCUCCGUCAAGAACUUCCAGAUUGUGCACGCUGACGACCCCGACUACAUCGUGCUGCAGUUCGGCCGAGUGGCUGAGGACGCCUUCACCCUGGACUACCGCUACCCGCUGUGCGCCCUGCAGGCCUUCGCCAUCGCCCUCUCCAGCUUCGACGGGAAGCUAGCCUGCGAGUGACCGGCCCC
Messenger RNA from Meriones unguiculatus (Mongolian gerbil), 2020 nucleotides. RefSeq names its product TUB like protein 1 (gene Tulp1). The record is from RefSeq and is a predicted model, not a curated record. Gene Ontology annotation, molecular function: actin filament binding. Gene Ontology annotation, cellular component: cilium. The coding region runs from base 405 to 2012 and encodes 535 amino acids. Gene Ontology annotation, biological process: protein localization to cilium. The transcript is spliced from 15 exons. Lineage: Eukaryota; Metazoa; Chordata; Mammalia; Rodentia; Muridae.